CAGUCUGGUUGGUACCGGCUCCCACUCCUGCCCCCAUCUCUGCUUCAGCUUCGUACCUGCUCCAGCCCCAGGCCUGUUGAGUUGCAUCUUCCCUCUCUGAUCCUCCCCUGCGCCAGCUCCUGCUCCAGGAUUCUAUAGCCGAACCUUCAAGCCAUGGCUGGUCCCUUCUCCCGCCUGCUGUCCGCUCGCCCUGGACUCAGGCUCAUGGCUUUGGCUGGAGCUGGAUCUCUAGCGGCUGCAUUUCUGCUUCGCCCGGAUGCUGUGCGAGCUGCCAGCGAACGAAGGAGGCUGUAUCCCCCGAGCGCUGAGUACCCAGACCUCCGAAAGCACAACAACUGCAUGGCCAGUCACCUGACCCCAGCAGUCUAUGCCCGGCUCUGCGACAAGACCACACCCACUGGUUGGACGCUAGAUCAGUGUAUCCAGACUGGCGUGGACAACCCUGGCCACCCUUUCAUCAAGACUGUGGGCAUGGUGGCUGGAGAUGAGGAGACCUAUGAGGUAUUUGCUGAGCUUUUUGAUCCUGUGAUCCAAGAGCGGCACAAUGGAUAUGACCCCAGGACUAUGAAGCACACCACUGACCUGGAUGCCAGCAAGAUACGUUCUGGGUACUUUGAUGAGAGGUACGUAUUGUCCUCAAGAGUCAGAACCGGCCGAAGUAUCCGAGGACUAAGUCUGCCUCCAGCCUGUACUCGGGCAGAGCGACGAGAGGUGGAGCGUGUUGUGGUGGAUGCACUGAGUGGCCUGAAGGGUGACUUGACUGGACGCUACUAUCGGCUAAGUGAGAUGACAGAGGCUGAGCAGCAGCAGCUCAUUGAUGACCAUUUUCUAUUUGAUAAGCCUGUAUCCCCAUUGCUGACUGCAGCAGGGAUGGCCCGAGACUGGCCAGAUGCUCGUGGAAUCUGGCACAACAAUGAGAAGAGUUUCUUGAUCUGGGUGAAUGAGGAAGAUCAUACACGAGUUAUCUCCAUGGAGAAGGGGGGCAAUAUGAAAAGAGUGUUUGAAAGAUUCUGCCGAGGCCUCAAAGAGGUGGAGAGGCUGAUCCAGGAGCGUGGCUGGGAGUUCAUGUGGAAUGAACGUUUGGGAUACAUCUUGACCUGCCCAUCUAACCUGGGAACUGGACUUCGGGCAGGAGUGCACAUCAAACUGCCCUUGCUAAGCAAAGAUAGCCGCUUCCCCAAGAUCUUAGAGAACCUAAGACUUCAAAAGCGUGGUACUGGAGGAGUGGACACAGCGGCCACAGGCAGCAUUUUUGACAUCUCUAACUUGGAUCGACUAGGCAAGUCAGAGGUGGAGCUGGUGCAACUGGUCAUCGAUGGAGUAAACUAUUUGAUUGACUGUGAGCGGCGUCUGGAAAGAGGCCAGGAUAUCCGUAUCCCUCCACCUCUUGUUCACAGCAAGCAUUAACUCCUCAUCUCACAGAGGAUUCAAGAGGCCCAGAACUCUGCCCCUUGUAAUGGUGACCCAUUCUAUUUGUCCUGGGCUUGCCUAUAUCCAAGUAAAGACUUGUUGCUAUG
This is a messenger RNA of Elephantulus edwardii (Cape elephant shrew), 1517 nucleotides long. RefSeq names its product creatine kinase, mitochondrial 1B (gene CKMT1B). The record is from RefSeq and is a predicted model, not a curated record. Gene Ontology annotation, molecular function: creatine kinase activity. Gene Ontology annotation, cellular component: mitochondrion. Bases 154 to 1407 code for a protein of 417 amino acids. Gene Ontology annotation, biological process: phosphocreatine biosynthetic process. The transcript is spliced from 9 exons. Lineage: Eukaryota; Metazoa; Chordata; Mammalia; Macroscelidea; Macroscelididae.